Messenger RNA from Eruca vesicaria subsp. sativa (arugula), 1339 nucleotides. Lineage: Eukaryota; Viridiplantae; Streptophyta; Magnoliopsida; Brassicales; Brassicaceae. The record is from the annotation of a GenBank genome assembly.
CUUUACUAAGAUAAGAGAGAGACUGUCUCUGUUUUCUCUGCAAGAAAACUCCUCACUUUCUCUCUCUCUCUCUCUCUAGAAAAAGUUGGCAGCUUUCCUCGAAAAAAAAGACUCUCUUUUACUUACUGCGAUUGGGUUUCUCACGAAAAUGGCGAUCGAGGAUCAAGAAAACACAAUCCGAGAAAUCAAGCCUAAGAACAGAAGAAUCAUGGGAGCUGGUGGACCAGAGGAGGAAGAUAACAGGCAGCCACCAUGGCUGAAACCUCUGCUUCAAGAGAAAUUUUUUGGUCAUUGCAAGUUUCAUGUAGACUCUCACAAGAGUGAAUGCAAUAUGUACUGCUUAGACUGUACCAACGGCCCACUUUGUUCUCUUUGUCUUGCCCAUCACAAGGAUCAUCACACCAUUCAGAUAAGGAGAUCUUCAUAUCAUGAUGUUAUAAGGGUAAAUGAGAUACAAAAGCAUAUUGAUAUAUCAGGGAUCCAAACUUAUGUGAUCAAUAGUGCUAAAGUCAUCUUCUUGAACGAGAGGCCUCAGCCUAGGCCUGGGAAAGGUGUGACCAAUACCUGCAAGGUUUGCUAUCGUAGCCUCGUUGAUGAUAGCUUCCGCUUCUGCUCUCUUGGCUGCAAGAUUGCUGGAUCAUCUGGAGGCUUUGAAAAGGGAAGGAAGAACGUUUUGAUGGAAUCAGAGGAUUCAAGUAGCAGCAUUGGAAUUGGGAAGAACAUUCAGAGUUUCAGCCCAUCAACACCUCCACUUACCGCAUCUAGCAAUUGCAGAAUUGCCAAGCGAAGAAAGGGAAUCCCUCACCGCUCUCCAAUGGGAUAAAAAUGAAGAAGCAAAAGUGUUAAAAGCCAGCUCAUUUGCCAGUUUCUUGAUCCAUAAGAUCACACACAAAGGUUUAACUAAUACAUAAGCUUUUGCCUCUUGUCUUUUUCAUAUAAAUUGCUUUUUCGCUUGUGUUAGGAGAAGAGAAACCAAAUUAUAGGUUUUGUCCUACUAGUGGUAACUCUCUGUGAAUAUGUAAUGUGCUUUGUAUAUUUAUGUGAUGCAAAAAGGGGUAGAAAGGUAAAUAUAGGGAUUUGAAGGGGGGUGGUAAAGUGGGAAUAAGACAAUCCUAAUUUCGGUUGUAAAUUUGGUAUGGUUAGGUGCAUACAUGCAUCUGGAAGAACAAAAUAAAUAAUGAGAUUCCCUACCUUUAUUUUUGCUGGUUUCUAUAGUUUGAAAGUAUUUUCGGCUUUCAAAUAAAUGUGGUUUUAAAAUGUCAACAAGAUUUGUUUAAUCCAUAUGGUAUUUUAUUAAUUCUCAUGGGACCUUGUGUUGGAGAGCAAUUGGUGGGAAAGG